This is a messenger RNA of Mytilinidion resinicola, 2265 nucleotides long. RefSeq lists its product as uncharacterized. Gene Ontology annotation, molecular function: protein binding. The record is from RefSeq and is a predicted model, not a curated record. NCBI's taxonomy places the organism in Eukaryota, Fungi, Ascomycota, Dothideomycetes, Mytilinidiales, Mytilinidiaceae. The transcript is spliced from 5 exons. Bases 420 to 2021 code for a protein of 533 amino acids.
GUUCUUUACGCUUCUGCCGCUGCACCACACGAGCUGUCUCUCCUUAAGUUCUUGCAUCUGUGUCAACUCUCCUACCGUCGCUCCUUCGCACUCUUUCCGUCCCGUCCGCCUCCCGCGCAAUCGCCUAUCUGAUCGAGCAACUCCACCGUCCCAUCCCGCAGCCAGCCAGCGACUAAAAAAAGCCCAGGCGGCUACAGUAAUUGGCAGCAAAUCAGACGAAUCCGCAGUUCCACCGGCUCACAGCACGCGUGAAUUGGCACUCCCGCAUACCGGCUGGAGAAUACGAUAUUACUUACCCACUGCUCGCCGCACUCUCGUGCACCCAUCUCCUUCUCUGUUUUAGCAGACGCUGUUGGCGACUGCCUCGCACGCUUCGAUCCAGGCCGUCAGCAGUCUCACGCGCGUAGUCUCCGCUCGCCAUGUCAUUGAAGCAGGAAAUCGAGACCUGGGUCUCUGCCCUCGGCCACUACGACAACAACGAAUUCGAAGAGGCCCUCACCGAUUUCGACGGCAUCUCGGAUACCUCGAAGAUUCUCUUCAACUGCGGUGUCAUCCAUGCAACCCUCGGCGAGCAUGAGAAGGCUGUGGACUGCUACCAGCGCGCUGUGCGGCUGGACCAGUACCUCGCCGUAGCGUACUUCCAACAGGGCGUCUCCAACUUCCUCAUGGGCGACUUUGAGGAGGCUCUCGCAAACUUCAACGACACUCUCCUCUACCUCCGCGGCAACAACAACAUCGACUAUGAGCAAUUGGGCCUGAAGUUUAAGCUCUACUCUUGCGAGGUUCUCUUCAACCGUGGUCUGUGUUACAUCUACCUGCAACAGAAGGAGGCUGGUAUGCAGGAUCUUUCGUUCGCGGCGAAGGAGAAAGUCGUCCCGGAUCACGACGUGAUUGACGAAGCUAUUCGGGAGCAGGCAGAGGGUUACACUGUCUUCUCCAUUCCCGUAGGCAUCGUCUAUCGACCAAACGAGGCCAAAGUCAAGAACCUCAAAACCAAGGACUACCUAGGGAAGGCACGACUCGUGGCAGCUUCGGACAGAAACAACGCAUUCACCGGAUUCGCUGGUUCCGAAAUCAAGAGGAUGAAUGCGGGCGAGACGGUAUCCACUGCCAAAGACGACAGGCCCGAAGACAAGCUGUCAUAUGCCGCAACCAACCUCGUCAAGCCUAAUCUUUCAAGCCGAUCAAGACAACAAUCUGAGCCACCCAUCAACCGUAAUAUGUUCCCUCCUACUCCACCUCCAGAAUCCGAAACCAGGGGCAAGCGAGACUCCGGCGGUAGCAAUUCCGCCGGCGGAAUGACACGAGCUCAAUCUGUCCGCGGUGCUGGUCCGAAGCCAAUGCCCCUUGAUCUGGGCCGUGCUGCAUUUGAUCAAAGCGAGAAACCGCGACUUGGCACCCAGCGUUCGGCCUCAGAACGCCCAAGACCUUCCCGACAGGAGUCGCUCUCCAGCCGUAGCGGCGCUGGACGACGUGAGCGUGACGUACCUAGGCGCCGUGUUCUGUCCGACGAAGAAGAAGGCGACGACUACCCUGAUGAGCUCUACGACAUGUACCAACAACCCCGUUCGAGCCGGCCCUCGGUGCAACGGUCGCGCUCAAUGAAACCCCAGCGACCAAUGUACAUCGACGAAGAGGAGGAGGAAGACGACUACGAACAAAGCUCCGUUGACGAAGCCGAGUUCGAGAUGGUGUCGCGCUCCAAGACUCGACGACGGUCUCCCGCUCGCCACGCUACCUCCAAGCGCCCCGACAUCCGUACUAUCCGGGUCAAGGUUCAUGCCGAGGAUACCCGCUACGUGUUCCUCGACCCCAAUAAGAGCUUCCGCGAAUUCGCAAACCAGAUCCGCGAGAAGUUUGGCCUACGGCAGAGCUUCAAGAUCAAGAUGAAGGACGACGAAGACAUGAUUACGAUGGCGGACCAGGACGAUCUGGAGAUGGCGAUACAGACGUCGAAGCAGAAUGCACGAAGAGAAAAGGCGGAAAUGGGCAAGAUGGAGGUCUGGAUUCAAGAAGUAUAGAUUAAAAAUACCCCGGCAUUUUUAUAGCCCAUCUCCUCUCCCGAGAGAUGCCUUUCAGUUUCAACAAAGCAGAUAUUGGGCGGUUCAUAUGAUGCUUGAUUUGGUUUUUUUUCUGGUUAUGUGUAAUGUCGAUAAGCCUCAGCGAAGCAUUUUGUUUAGUAUAUCCGCACGGCGUUUAUUUAGUCGUUUUUUAAACAUUGAGCCUUUUUGGAGCGAGCGUAUUAUCAUUAAGGGGCAGGCGCCU